Xiphias gladius (swordfish) is the source of this 1060-nucleotide messenger RNA. RefSeq names its product opsin-3-like. The coding region runs from base 188 to 589 and encodes 133 amino acids. Gene Ontology annotation, cellular component: membrane; photoreceptor outer segment. Gene Ontology annotation, biological process: G protein-coupled receptor signaling pathway. The transcript is spliced from 2 exons. Gene Ontology annotation, molecular function: G protein-coupled receptor activity. Lineage: Eukaryota; Metazoa; Chordata; Actinopteri; Istiophoriformes; Xiphiidae. The record is from RefSeq and is a predicted model, not a curated record.
CCUGGCGUUUACACAUUUAUCCCCUCUGCAGUUCAAGCUGCCACAUGCGCGCACGGUGCAGCAGCGGACUCCCCCGUGCGCCCUCGCUUCUCCAGAUGGGUUGAGCGAGUGAAAAGCCCCGAGACCGCAUGGUUCCGUCCCGCGGUGCAAACUUCGGGCUGGUCCAAAGUCGGCGGCUCAGCCCGGUAUGAUCGUUUCCAACCUGAGCUGUGCGCACUGUCCCGGGGGAGGAGCCGGCGGCACGGCGGCGACGGAUGCGUACGAAGAGGUGUCCGGUGCUCUCCCUCCCCCGUCCCUGAGCCCGACGGGGCACCUGGUGGUGGCGGUGUGCCUCGGCUUCAUCGGCACCUUCGGGUUCCUCAGUAACUUCCUGGUGCUCACGCUGUUCUGCCGGUACCGGGCUCUGCGCACGCCCAUGAACCUCCUGCUGGUGAGCAUCUCUGGGAGCGACCUGCUGGUCAGCGUGCUGGGCACCCCGUUCAGCUUCGCGGCCAGCACCCAGGGGCGGUGGCUGAUCGGACGCGCUGGGUGCGUGUGGUACGGGUUCGUUAACGCAUGUUUGGGAAGUGACAGCAGGAGGACACGCUGAGCAGCAGUCAACUGCUGACGUGCCCCUGAUGUCAUUUGGAUCAACUCGCCGAUACUCAACUGCUCGGAUGACUCAUCGCUCCAAGGACUCGAGACGCGGUGAUGCUUUUUAAUGAAUGGAGAUAAAUAAGGCAGUAUACUGUAUGUGCCUCACUUUAUGUACUGUGAAUACCUGCUACUACCUGUGUCAUACACAUGCAUGCUCAUUAUUAGCUAGCAGAGCAGCUUGUUGAAUGAGUCACACUAUUUACUUGAACUGUUGCUAUUUAUGCUUUUUAUUACAUGAAUAAUGAGAAUUUAUGUUUCCGCUGAAAGCUACUGCAAACUGUUAGUGGGUGUGAGUUUAGCAUCCGCUGUGAAGGCAUGUUCAGGUGUGUGUAUGUGUGUGUGCAAGCAUAAAAUUACUCUACAUUCAUGUACAAACACUGUAAAUGCCCAUGCCUCUUUGCUAUUAAUGAAGCAGCAGUAUAAA